CUGAUGGGAAUUAAACCAUCGCUCCUCCGACUCCUCCUCCCUCGCUCGCACCGGUCACGCUGUCACCAGUCGCCGGCUCCCGAGCCCCGACAGAGAAGCCUGUUAAAAUGAAGAUCUGGGCGUCAGAGCACAUUUUCAACCACCCAUGGGAGACGGUGACUCAGGCGGCGAUGCAGAAGUACCCCAACCCCAUGAACCCUGGUGUGUUUGGCGUGGAUGUUCUGGACAGACGUGUGGACACAGACGGACGGUUACACAGCACCAGACUGCUCAGCACAGAGUGGGGGCUCCCUGCCAUGGCCAAGUCUAUGAUUGGGGCAACGAGGUCAUGCACGUAUGUUCAGGAGCAUUCUGUUGUGGACCCCAAAGAGAAGACCUUCGAGCUGCAAUCUACAAACAUCUCCUUCACUAACCUGGUAUCUGUGGAUGAGAAGUUGACGUACAAGCCACAUCCGCAGGAUCCUGAAAAAACGGUGCUGACACAGGAGGCUCUGAUAAGUGUGAAAGGCAUCAGUCUGAGCAGCUACCUCGAGGGUCUCAUGGCCAAGACCAUCUCUGUCAACGCUGGCAAGGGUCGGGAGGCGAUGGAGUGGGUCAUCAGACGACUAAACACUGAAAUCGAAGAGUUGGCGGCGACGGCUCGUGGUACGAUGCGUGUUCCCAUGGCAGCAGCCGUUGCAAACAAAUGAUCCUGGGCCUGCCCCGCUGCUUCCUCCUGCAUCAUGAACCGAUGGUCUUCUCGAACCUUUGCCCCUUAAAGGGGUCCUCAUCUGCCAGCACAGCCUAGUAACCACAGCCCCGUCCCUUGGUAUGUUUGUCUUAGUACGUCACAAGAAGUCGCUGUUCGUCCUUCCUCGGCAGGCUGCGCAGACGAGUUCGAUACUCGUCUCUGUGGGCAGUGAAGGAAAGUAUUGAGUCGAGGACAGAUAAAAAAACAGAGCAAACAAACACAGGGUUCAAUUGAACUGCACUUGAAGCUCAUAGGAUUUAGACCUGUGAAGUUAAAGCUCUUUUUUUUAAAUUCACGUGUGCCUCCGCAUCAUUCAUAACUUAUGCGUAACUUUUCUAAUCUUUCUCCGCCCCCUCAUCUGGGUAUGUCUUCUUAAAUCUCUUUUAAUUCUUUCCAAGCCUUUGUGAACAAGCUGAGCCCUGCUAGCAGCUGAAAUGAAGUCGCUUCACCCUCCAGCAGAACUGGCCAAAAUAUGUCACUUCCAAAUCCUCACCAGUCCAGACAGGCUGUUAUCCUCUUAGACUGUUGGUAAUAAAACUGCACAUUUGUCUUUUCCUCUCCUUGGAAAUUUUUUUGGGGAAUUCUCGGAUUGCAGUGUUUCGGUCAUGACUCGACUGUCAAACAUCUGUCAAGCUGUUGUGUGAACAGUUUGUUUCUCCUGCAAAGAGAGAUGCAGCUCAGUGCCAGAUCUGAGUACAGGCUAAGUGGCCAGACAGUAACACCAGUUUGCAGGUAUUGCAUCGUGUUGGGGAAACAAUGGUACCUCUCUUGUCUGGGUCUGGUACAAGCAGCACAACUUGGCCUCCAGGUAGAAGUCGGAGAGACUGUGGCUACAUCCACUGUACGACGUUUUCUUUUGAAAAUGUAUCAACUCUGCCACGUAAACACCUGGCAUCCGCAUUGCCCUGUUUGAGUUUGAAAACCCAGAGGCUGUGUUUUAGUCUGGACAGGUUUCUAACAGUGGUUGUGUAGUUAAAUUCUGAUCUUCACAAUGAUACAACUGAUUACAUUCGUAGAAGAGCUAUUACUCAAGCAACAUGCCCAGUGCACGUGAAUGGUCAUAUGGGUUUUCCGGUGUGUUGGUUUGGACGGGGAUUUAAACACUCGUUUGAAAACAGCAUAAUAGUUGUUGAUGUAGACAGUAUACUGAAGGUCCAAGCUCUGCUGCAGGGGGGCGGUGCUGAUCAAGAUGUUGAACAGCAAACAAUGACGGCUUCUAUUUCUAUUUGUCGAAGGCGUCAAAGCAUUUAAACAAAAUGGGAGAUGGAGCUUUAGCGAAAUCAACCCUUUGUACCGUUAACAAACACUUGCGUGUUUUGUCUGUUUGUUACAGUAUGUGAACAAGCUUGAAUGUUUAACUUAUAUUCAGCAUGUGUACUCGAGCGUGGGCGGGAAGUUUCUUGAAAAGUGCAGAGUUGUGUCCAGGGUGUUGUGAACGCUCACCAGUGUUGUCAGAGGACCACUACAGGGUUAUGUUCAGGAUCAUGGAGUGUGCCAAGAUGGAAAUCAUUUUCAGAACCUCUGUAAAGGUUCACUUAGGAUAUCAGUCAUAAACAAGCUCUUAAUAGAUGGUGAUGUUUAUUGUAUAUUUCUAUUGGUGAAUAUUGACACAGGCUGUCCGAUUUAUUUAUUUAAAAAAAAUUGUAUCUGCAAUUUUUACACUUAAUUUCCCAGGUACAUCCCUGUAGGACACUCAUACAGAUGCUAAGCGAUGAUGGUUCAGUUUACUACUACAUCUGUUUUACCCUGUACCCUCUUUCAAUGGAGCUCCACACAAUCUCAAGUCUUCCCACGUGGCUCCACAGCUCGGCUCUUGCUCGACCAUCAAGCUGUCGAGCAAGUUUAUAACUGCGGCUUUAUCAUUAAACUUGAAUCCCAUCAAGCACUGUCCUGCCCUGGAUCCUUCUGCCUGACGCCUGGUCCACUUCCUAACGCAGCCCUCAUCCAGGCAGUAUCCACACGCAGCAUCUCCUUUCAUGAGUGAACUGUGAUGAUUUUUCUAUGGGGAACAUUUUAAGUACAAGUGGCUGUAAAUAGGCUUAUAUUUAUAUUCUGGUAGUGUUACAUUCUGAGAAUGGAAACAUGUAACACAAUCUGAAGAGUGCACACUGAAGUGUUUAAAAAAUAAAGAGAUGUCAUUGUUUCAUGAAAA
Molecule: messenger RNA, 2882 nt
Organism: Pleuronectes platessa (European plaice)
Lineage: Eukaryota; Metazoa; Chordata; Actinopteri; Pleuronectiformes; Pleuronectidae
Product: PRELI domain containing protein 3B
Exons: 6
Coding region: 108-689 (193 amino acids)
Biological process (GO): phospholipid transport
Cellular component (GO): mitochondrial intermembrane space
Molecular function (GO): phosphatidic acid transfer activity
Source: RefSeq, a predicted model, not a curated record